Molecule: messenger RNA, 501 nt
Organism: Rotaria sp. Silwood2
Lineage: Eukaryota; Metazoa; Rotifera; Eurotatoria; Philodinida; Philodinidae
Source: the annotation of a GenBank genome assembly
AUGAUAUUAUUGUCCUUUGAAAUUUUUUGUUUUACUUAUGGUAUUCAGGAGUUAAACAAUGGUUCACCAUUACCAGAUGUAAUACGAACAUAUAUAGUUCAACUAACACACAAUGGCGUGCUUCCAUCUGAUAUAAGUCGUUGUUUACACGUAUCAAAUCGCUGUGUAUCAGAAAUUUUAGCACGCUCUAUUGAAGGUUUAAAAUCUCGUGUAGUUGAAACUGAUGUCAUAGAAACAAUAGCUCAAUAUAAACAUGAAACACCAUCUAUAUUUGCCUGGAAAAUUCGUAACCGUCUUUUAGAAGAAAAUAUUUGUAAUUCAGAAAACAUGCCAAGCUUAUCAUCAAUAAAUCAAGUCUUAACAUAUCUUGAGUCUAAAUCAAUAGAUACAGAAACAACAUCAAAUACUAAUUCAACACCUGAAGAUCCGAAUUCAGAAUAUGAGCAACAAAUCAAUAAUAAAAAUCAUCAAGAUUUAGGAGAUGACAAAUAUUAUAUAUAA